AUGAGUGAGCACACCACGCCCGCCGGCAAGCGAGGGAGCAACUCGAAGCGCGCACGAACGUCGUCAUCCCGCGCCUCGCGCGUGGGCACCGGCACGCCGCACGUCCUCGAGGAGGCGACGGGCGAUUUCAGCGCCGACUACAUCACGGUGGGCGUGCUCGGGCGCGGCUCCUUUGCCGAGGUGAACCUGCUGAGCCACCGCGUCUCUGGCGAGCUCUUCGUGCUCAAGACGUGCUGCAAGCUCGACGCGCCGUCGUACUCCCACCUGCGCGCCGAGGCGACGGCGAUGGCGGCGUUCCGGUCAGCCGACGCGCCGCACCCGCUCCUCGUCUGCCCGCUGGCGUGCUCGAACCCGCCCGGCCGAUCUGCAAACUACUCGCUGCUCAUGCCGCUCUGCCCGGGCGGGGACCUGCUGCAGCUGCUGCGCAGGCAAAACACAGCCAGCAGCGCAGCUAUCGCCUCGCCCAGACUUCGAGACCCUCCCUCUAGCGGACCACUCGCCUUGUCGCACGGAGGGAAGAGCUAG
Messenger RNA from Emiliania huxleyi CCMP1516, 525 nucleotides. RefSeq lists its product as hypothetical. Gene Ontology annotation, molecular function: ATP binding; protein kinase activity. The record is from RefSeq and is a predicted model, not a curated record. The transcript has a single exon. Lineage: Eukaryota; Haptophyta; Isochrysidales; Noelaerhabdaceae. The coding region runs from base 1 to 525 and encodes 174 amino acids. Gene Ontology annotation, biological process: protein phosphorylation.